Molecule: messenger RNA, 1769 nt
Organism: Gekko japonicus
Lineage: Eukaryota; Metazoa; Chordata; Lepidosauria; Squamata; Gekkonidae
Product: MTSS1-like protein
Exons: 2
Biological process (GO): cell projection assembly; membrane organization
Cellular component (GO): cytoplasmic side of plasma membrane; actin cytoskeleton
Molecular function (GO): actin binding; phospholipid binding
Source: RefSeq, a predicted model, not a curated record
CAUGGUGAGGAGGUGUCCCCUGCGGCCAGCGAUCUGGCGAUGGUGCUGACCCGCGGCUUGAGCCUCGAGCACCAAAAGAGCAGCCGGGACUCCCUGCAGUACUCAAGUGGCUACAGCACGCAGACGACCACGCCUUCCUGCUCCGAGGACACCAUCCCCUCACAAGGUUCGGAUUACGACUGCUAUUCUGUCAAUGGCGACGUGGAAGGCGAGAGCCAGAGCGAUUUUGACAAAUCCUCCACCAUCCCUCGCAACAGCAACAUUGCCCAGAACUACCGCCGCAUGAUCCAGACCAAGCGGCCUGCCUCUACAGCAGGCCUGCCCACCGGCACUGCCCUGCCGUCAGGUACCACUCCGGGUGUGGCCACCAUCCGCCGCACGCCUUCCACAAAGCCGACGGUACGCCGAACCCUCUCCAACGCCGGUCCCAUUCCCAUCAGACCACCCAUUGUCCCUGUCAAGACCCCCACGGUGCCUGACUCCCUUGGUUACACUGGACCCACCCGGGUGGGCAGUGAGGAAUGCGUUUUCUAUGCCGACGAUGCCUCACCCAACGCCAUGGACUUCUCCAAAGCCUCCCCCAAGAGGCUGAGCCUGCCCAACACAGCCUGGGGCAGCAACGUCAUGGAGAUCUCCGUGUAUGCAGGGGCUGGGCAGCACCUCUCCACGGAGGAGGAAGACCAACAGCUCGCAGCCAACCGCCACAGCCUGGUGGAAAAGAUUGGAGAACUGGUGGCCAGCGCACAUGCGCUUGGGGAAGGCCAGUUCCCUUUCCCAACGGCGUUGUCUACCCACGGCCCCGGGGAGGAGACACCCAUUCCUCCGCCGGCAGCCUCCAGCGACCCCCCUGCUGAAGACAUGUUAGUAGCAAUCCGCCGUGGGGUGCGCCUCCGCAGGACCAUCACCAAUGACAGGUCAGCACCGCGGAUUUUGUGAUGGCCUUUCCCCCCAGCUGCCUGUCACGAUGCCCCGCACGAAGUCAGGACUGAACCAGGAACAACCACCGUGACAAAAAAAACAAAAAGGUAGAAGAGAAUUAACAAACCGCAAAAAAAAGGCAAAGCCACUUUAUGGACAUAGCACCGAAGGCUAGAUUUAAAUGGAGACUAAAACGAAAAACAUCUUUGCUAACAUGCUCAGAAAGGUACAAGCCUGGCACUGAACUGGUUUUAGAGCCUAUUUUAUAUGUUGUUUUUCAACAGCCGCCCUCCCAAGUUUCCUUCCCCCCCACACCAUUCUGCACCUUCUUCCUGGCUUAUAGAAAUCAGUUUCUGCCAGCAUCACCCAGAGGCAAACCGUGUUGUUGUGUGUUUGUCAGGGAGGACCAAAAACCUGGACUGGAUUUAUCAGCUGUCAGGCACACAUCUCAGACGCAGCUGUAGCGCAAUGCAGGGGACGUCUCCUACAAAAAGCGCUCGUGUCUCCUCUGAACAGAUGCACCGUUAAGUCUUGUGCUGGAUCCUUCCCUCCACUGUCGUCUUUUCUGUGUUCCUAUCAUCUGUUUUUUGUACCCUCUGGUUCAAAAAAAAAAAGACUUCCUAGGUGGUUACAUCAACACAAACGAUUCCAGAGAAUCUGGCCCUGUUCAAAGAUGGCUCCUCGCAGCACAGCUGGACUUCAGGCUGAGCAAGCAGCUGCGAACAGGAGCCUCGUGAGAACGUGGCUGUCCAGUGGAAAGAGCUCACAUUGCCCACCUGGGUGCAGCGAAGCUUUCAGCAUAGUCAUGGGCAGUGUUCCCUCUAAGCUGAGUUCGUGUGAGCUAGCUCAGU